AUGUCGCCCACCGCACAGUUUUUACGUGAAUAUAAGUUGGUGGUUGUAGGUGGAGGAGGUGUAGGAAAGUCAUGCUUAACUAUCCAGCUGAUUCAGAGUCACUUCGUGGAUGAGUAUGAUCCUACAAUCGAAGAUUCCUACCGUAAACAGUGCGUAAUCGACGAUGAAGUUGCCUUACUCGAUGUUCUGGAUACGGCUGGUCAGGAGGAAUACUCAGCUAUGCGCGAACAGUACAUGCGCACGGGAGAAGGAUUUCUUUUAGUUUACUCUAUCACAAGCCGAACCAGUUUCGAGGAGAUUGCCACAUUCCAACAACAGAUUCUACGAGUGAAGGAUAAAGACUACUUCCCAGUGAUUGUUGUCGGAAACAAGUGCGAUCUUGAUAAUGAGCGUGCUGUUAGUCAGCAAGAGGGACGAGACCUCGCUCGCCAUUUCUCAUGCCGUUUCAUCGAGACAUCGGCGAAAUCGCGGAUCAAUGUUGAUGAAGCAUUUUACAAUCUUGUCCGUGAGAUCCGCCGCUACAACAAGGAGCAAGCUGGUGGUUCAAACUCACCCGGUGGUGGGCAAGGUAUGAACAGUAGCGGUGGCGGUGGAAUGGGUGGCGGCGGAAACUACAACAGCGAAAAAGACGACAAAGGUGCAGGAUGCUGUGGGAGUUGUGUCAUCUUGUGA
Molecule: messenger RNA, 672 nt
Organism: Morchella importuna
Lineage: Eukaryota; Fungi; Ascomycota; Pezizomycetes; Pezizales; Morchellaceae
Exons: 4
Coding region: 1-672 (223 amino acids)
Biological process (GO): signal transduction
Cellular component (GO): plasma membrane
Molecular function (GO): GTPase activity; GDP binding; GTP binding
Source: RefSeq, a predicted model, not a curated record